Molecule: messenger RNA, 654 nt
Organism: Acanthosepion pharaonis
Lineage: Eukaryota; Metazoa; Mollusca; Cephalopoda; Sepiida; Sepiidae
Source: the annotation of a GenBank genome assembly
AUGUUUUCUUCUCUUGGUUCUUUCUCUAUCAAUUCUUUUUAUCUCUUUUUCUUUCUUUUUCUUUCUCUCUUUAUUCAUUUUCUUUCUCUUUCUCUAUCAAUCCUUUGUUUCUUUUUUUUUUUUGUUCCCUCUUCUUUACUUCUUUUCUUUCUCUCUCGGUCCUUUCUGUCUAUUUUUCUUUCUUUUUAUUUCCUUCUCCUUUAUUCCUUUUCCUUCCAUUUCUCUAUCAAUCCUUUAUGUCUUUUUUUCUUUCUUUUUCUUUCUCUCUUUAUUCCUUUUUUUCUCUCUCUUUUUCUUUCUGUCUUUAUUCAAUUUCUUUCUCUCUAUCAAUCAUUUCUGUGUCUUUUUCUUCCUUUUUCUUUCCUUCUUCUUUAUUCCUUUUCUUUCUCUAUCAGUCCUUUAUGUGUUUCUUUUCUUUCUCUUUCUCCUUUUACUCCUUUUCUUUCUCUUUCUCUCCUUUCUCUUUCUUUUUAUUUCUCCCCCUUCACUUCUUUAUUCCAUUUCUUUCUCUUUCUCUAUCAAUCCAUUUUGUUUCUUUUUCGUUCCAACUUCUUUAUUGCUUUUCUUUCUCAAAAUGCAAGCGCCAUGAUUCUAUUCCUCUCAUCUGGCCUUCAGUUGCUGCGUUUAACGUCAUUAUUGGCCACAUUGACCUAA